AAGGCAAUUCGAAAGAACCUUUGUUCUUGCAUGGUUUCAUUGGUAGCGGCUGAAACACCGAUCACGAACUUUCUACUAUUUUCGGCGGCUUCCAUCCGUUCGGAGAGUCUCUGCUGGUGCAUGCUAUAACGAUGGCGUUUGUUCGCCAAUAGUCAAGAACAAGCUGCAGCGACGAACAGCCUUGUCAAUUCACCAUCACUAUGCCCCUGACAGCUAAGUCCAAGAAGGCUAGCGGCAGCAGCAGCAAUAGCACUGACUCGCCCAAGACAAAAGCAAAGAAACGCCCUAAACAAACCAACACCGCCUUACCCGACAUUUCUUCACCAAUAGCUGUCGUGAGCUCGACUAGGUCCGAUCUCCAGCAAAAGAAGACCGCAGAGGAGGAGAGCCAAGACCCUGCGGCAACAUCAUCACCAGCCCGGCGACGCACGUUGACCUCGCUGCUCUCCAAGAAACUUUCCAAAAAGAAAACGAGCACAGGAGGUGGCACUGGUAGUGCGUCAAAGGCUGCCUCGAGCUCGAGUGCUGACGCUGCCGCUGCUGCAGAUCGCACGCCGCCGUCUACUGCGCGGAGUAUCACAGAUGAAGCGCUGCACAGCUUCAACAUUCGCACCGUGGCACUAGCAAGUGCGAGCGGUGGGACUGCAACAAGUGUGAGCAUAGAAGUGACAAGGGCGACCACUUGCGGAGACGUAGUGGAGGAGCUUGUUCGGCAAGCUAACGAAGUCCAGCAAAGAGAAAGAGAGACAAGAACUGCCACUGGUGUUGGAGUUGAUGUUGGCGGUGGGUCGAAUGGACAACUCUGCCACAAAGACUUCUGCCUUUGUCAGGUGCUACGGGAUGGGGACACGUGCCGUUUCAAACAGCUCUCGUCGAAAUCGCUCAUCGUCACAGAGUGCACUCAUUCACCAGCAGUCACUAGUCAUAGCCCGGCCAGCACGCAACGGCCCGACAAUGAUAGCACGCUGUAUGUCUGCAGGGAGGCAAAGUUCCCUGGCGCGUAUCCGGUCGCCACGGAUACGGACACUGCGCAGCUGAAGCAGAACAGCGGUGGUCUCAGCCUGAUGGUUGCGGCACUGGCUCGACAUCGAGCAUUUGUGGACAUUGACUUGCCAGCAGGACAUAGCUUGAUGACGGUGAAAGAUGUAAUCGAGAACGCUCUAUCCAAGAUUGCAUCCAGCAACAGUAGCAGCAGCAACAAUGCUAAAGGCAGGUCACAGCUAUCCAGCUCUGAUUGUCAAUUGCUGAUGAUCAACACUACUGCUGCAUGCAGUACAGCACGGGAUCGGGCUGUGCGGGAUUGCGGGACUGUGCCUUAUCGUGACUGGUGUUCUGGUGGCCACCGGCUAAGCAGUAGUUCUAGUAGCAGCAACAGCAGUGCGAGUACGCAACAAGACACUGUAGUCAGGCAAGAGAUGAGCACAAAUGACCUGUGCAAGAUGGUGUCAGAUAGUCAGCAUAUUGUCCAGCUUAUCAAACGGCCUAGAGGGGAGAAGCACCUGCAGAAUGGCCAUGGACUUAGCAAGGCCCGCUCACAGCCGCUGGCCAAACCAGACUUCAUGCUUCUCCCUCCCGAUGCUGUGGUGUCUGGUCCAGCUGAUGGAGUCCGUGGCAGUGAUGGCGAAAAUGAGGAUGAGGAUGACAACCUCCCAAUUGGUAUGUUCACGCGCAACGGCGGUAGUCGUCGCAGUGCACGGCUGCGGGCACAGAUGAAUCGCUCCCUGCGUGGAGGCAUCGGUGGCAUGAUGGCAAGGGUUGCUGAUGGCAAGAACUCAGCCAAUGCACCCGCACAGUGGACACAUUUGCGAAUGAGAAAGUCAGAGCACGAUCCUCCGACCAUUACAGCACUGACCAUUACAGCACUGACCAUAGCUGAGGAGACUACAACUAGAAGUACUGAAAAUUUGAACAUCGUCGUAGAGGAUGCUUCAAUCGAGAGCAGUGGUGCCUCACAAGGAGCAGACCCAGACACACCACCACCCUCUGGUGGAGACCGGCAUACACAUCACGUGCAUGUCACAGCUCCCAACGCAGAGGAUAGUGCACCAAUGGGAGCAGGACGUGAUGUACACAGCAAAGCCAGUAUGCAUGUACAAACUACUCAUGCUCGUACGGAUGCUGAGCACACUGUAGAGUUGGGAAUGGCAGCUGAAGACACCUGCCAAGAUGUCAGGAAUUCUAGUGAAUCAGAGUUGAAGAAUGUCGCCGUAACCAAUAGUGCAGAGUGUCAACUCAAUCUACCCUCUGAUACCUCACACAAGCACGGCGUAGAGUAUGCACAUGCCCCUACAAUAGUUAUCACUGCUGUUCCUGCUUGUUCCGUUGACUCUUGCGGACAAGAGCAAGGCGAUGAGUGCAAUACGGAGCAGCAGGAUGAGUGUGGUAUGGAGCUAACCAACUCCACAAGUGCAGCAGUGCAGCUAACCAACCAUGCAAUUUUGUCAGAGGAGCUUCGGCUAGACUCGACGAGUGAGCGAAACGCUGAAGAGGAGCAGGAUGAUGCGAGGCAGACUAGUGCCGAAGAGCAGGUGAUAUCCAGUGAUGUUAUGGAGGACAUGGACCCAGGUAACACAAUGGAGGGAACCGCUGAUACAGCAGCUCUCACACACCCUCACCAGUCAGACGAACAGAAGCAAGAGGCCAACGGAUAUGGUCAAGAUAGAGAUGCACACAAUACACCAGCGGUUACACACAGCCAGAAAGUUACCAUCGAUUCCACCUCUGUCAAGCCCGCAAUGAUAGAUGCCGCAGCCGAGGCAGUUACUGUCAAGACAGGGGAGAGUGGUGAGCUGGAGUCAGGAAAGCAUGUCAGCCCAACCUCCAGUAAUCAGGCUGUACCUAGCACUGUACCUAGCACUGUACCCAGUGAAGUACCUAGUAUACCACACCUAGGUACUAUCAAUAAUGUGUCUGAAGAACAGUACCAAUCCACCACAACUAAUUUUGCAGUGUCACAGCAUGACACGAAUGAAAUUGGCCUAGCUGUUUACACCACUGUAGACAUCAACGCACAGAUCACCACAGAUACCGCCCCUGGCAUCUCUGCUGAUAUCAUCCCUGACGUUGCUACUAAUCCCACUGAUAACACCCCUGAUAACAUCCCUGUUGACAUCACUGGUGCAGCACUUGGUUCCAGUACAGUAGACGCAUAUCAAGCAAUGGUCACGGAGGUAGUAGCAGAAACCACAAUGGAUCGCACAGGGACACCAGCAGCUAAAACAGCAGUGGAGAGUGGAGGGGCACACACAACAGCAUUGGUAACACCGACAGAAGCAGCAGCAGAAGCAGAGGCAGAACCAGCAGCAGAAACAGCGGCAGAAACAGCAGCAGAAACAGCGCCAGAAACAGCAGCAGAAACGGCGGCAGAAACAGAGGCAGAACCAGCAGCAGAACCAGCGGCAGAAACAGCGGCAGAAACAGCAGCAGAAACAGCGCCAGAAACAGCGGCAGAAGCAACAGCAGCAGAGCUAACAAGAGCAUCGGCGGCAGAAGCAGCAGUGGUGCAUGAGUGCCCAGACCAAGCAGGAGAUGGUAGUGUGGUGGUGACUUCUGCUGCUGAACACAGUGACGACACUAGUACCACGUCGUCGCACACUCAGUACACUGAAUACACUGAAUGUAGUGAUGUAGGCCUAAACCAGCAGCCAUGUGACAUGGAUGAGAAGACGGAAAAGCAGGAACCUGAAUCUGACACACUUCAUAAUAGCACUGUCACUGACCAGCUUGCCAACAGCGGAGAACACAGUCAGCUGGAAGAAGUUUCAGCAGUGGAGUCUUUACCCAGUAUCAGUGAGUAUCAUGAUGAGCUAGUGAUGUGCAGUGAGGUGGCAGCAUCAACACCAGCAUUAGACUCGCCGCAUGACGAAUUAGCUGAUGCGAAGCAUGAUGAAGGGGAUAAUUCUACCUCCACGCCCGCUCAUCUGCCCCAGCUUGCCAGUUCUAGCCCCGAAAGCCACGGAACAACCCAAGGAAUGAAUACAAGCGGCGAAUCAGUGAAUACUAUUUCUGAAGAAAUGCAAGACUCAAGUGAUGCUCCAUCACACCCUUCACCUGCACUGAUAGUAAGUGAGAGUGUUGGCAUAAGUAGCAACAACAUGGCAGCCUGUAAAGACCCUGUGAGCGAUGUAGUACUUGACAGCGGCUUAGCUACAGAUAGUGCCAGCUCAAGUGCCAAGCUCCAGGAACCUGCCGGCGGUGACGACAUCUCUGAUUCGCACACUCGUGAGGUGGAGAACCACACCACCGUGGCCGAAUCUCUCAGUUCCGACAGCACAUUGCCAGAACAACCCAGCACUUCUUUGCCCCUCAGGCCACCCAGUCCACAUGGCUGUGAUGCACAGGCAGAAUGGCUCAGUUUUCAACAAGCCAGCGGGACAAGCACUACUCCUACUAUUAAUACUCCACUGGACAGCGAAGUUGCAGUCAGCAGUGCGGUGUGCAAUACUGAACAGCAGAGCUGCUCAGGGCUUGUGACCAGGCACGACAGCAAUGCUUGCAAACAUGUCGGUAUUGUUGAUGCUGAUCUAGCCAUCACGAUGCCAGCACCUGUGCCGAGUGCCCAUCAGCAAGCACAAUCAAUCCUACAUGACACUGUACCCGAUUGCGCUAGUCGAGAACUUGGCAAUUCAGUGACGAAUGCGGGUAUCCUCAAAGAGGAACUGAUGGCUGGUGUAGCAUGUAGCGCCCAGCAGCCAUCACCUGCACUUUCUGCUCAGACAAAUGAAGAAAUCCAGCGGAAAAGCACGGUAGAGAAGGAUGAAGUGAUAUCUGUAGACCACCGUCUGGACACAGAGGAACCAUCACCAUGCAGCAAAGACAGUCAUGCUGUUGUAGAUAGCCAGCUAAUACUAUACACUACCGCCUUGGAUCCAGAUCUGGUCAAGCCUGGUGUGAAUACGCAAGAGCGAGGAGCACCCAGCAGUGUAUUGGCGACUGAUAACGAUAAUAUCAUUAUCAAUACUAUUGACCUUCCCCAGGACAAGGACAGUGCCGAUGCUGACAUGCAAGACUCCACUACAGAUUCCAUGGCUGGUGAAAACCUCGAAGGCAACAGCCUUGGCAUCAUGGAUGCCAAACAUGAUGUAACGGAAAGAAAACAUGCAGCGGAUGGACACUUGGACCCCGGUACCAUGGUUGCAGCCAGACCUAACGAGGAAUAUGAAUCCAGUCCAACUCCCCAGCAGACAGAGCUUCGGACAACUGAUGGAGAUGCAUCAGCAACAGAAGUGCUCAGCAAUGCUGAUGUGCAUAGUAAACCUCUGCCACAAUGCCAGCAGCAACAGCAGCAGCAGAAAGAUCCAAUGCAACAACAACACGACGAACAACAAGAGAAGCAUCAAGGGACUAUUGUAUUACAAAAUCCACAGCCUGUGCAGCAUACAGCAGGGGAAAGCGAUGAAUUGACCAGCACUAACCAACUCAUUACUCCCAGUACUAAAAGCCAGAGCAAUGUGGCAUCACAAAGUGUCGACAAUGAACCAGCAGCAGUUGAAGUGCCACUUGUGAGGCGACGCCACUCCAUGCCCAUUUUUCCACCAGCCGCCAUCACUCGUGUCAAGAAACCAGUCCGUCACUUUGCAAAGCAAUGCGACGUGGCCACACCAUCUAAGCAUGAGUACGAGGCGCAGGAGCAAGGUUCCGUUAACAAUGGUGAUGCCGGGGAAGAAGAAGACACUGUUCUUGUUGCCGACAUGAUGGGCAGAUUCAAGGCAGCACAGGAACUGUUUGGCACUAGGAAUACACCGAAACCGACAGAGAGUGUGCCAGUCCCACCCGUGACAAGACCUGCAGGACGCAGGUAUUCUGCUGGAGAGUCGGCUAGGCCUGCCGUGAGGCCGAAGUCAAGUGGCAAAGCAAACCCAGUCAAACCACCUGCUCCUGCAAAGCCCAAGCCUUCAGCGAAACCAACGAUUCAGUCAAAAACAGCAGUUUCUUCACCGAGCAAUGCAGCAAGUUCGGCAGUGAGUGGAGCAGCUUUGCAACCAUUGCCAGUGUCACCGGCGAAACCACAGACAGCAAAAAGACCAGCACCCCCGCCAAAGCCACCGGUUCGAAGUCGUAGCAAGUCCGUGGGAAGUCUACCCGCUGUGACCGCAAGCCGAAUAAAUCAACGGGCUGCACAAAAGCUAGAGGCCAUGUCAGAAGCCACGUGUGAUUCUUUGCACGAUGAGCAAGACCAACCAGCAAAGCCUGUAGCCACUGCGCUGAAGACCGAUAAAGAAUUUGAUAGAAAAACAGGGACAGAGGACAAGCUUACUGUUGAUUCCCAACAUUCUCAUGAUCGCCAUCUGCAGCAGCAGCAACAGCAGCAGCAACAGGUGGACAAAGGCCAUCAUGGUCUAGCUUCAGCAUUACCCGAGCAGGAUGCACCACAGCACACGGUAUAUGAAGAGAACGUCGGCAUUGACACAAACCUGGAAUUGCUGGACCGGGAUACAGAAAGCACUGCCAGGUCACUGAGGCAUAGCGCCUCGGAUGAGGACUUGCCUGCAAUUGAACUGCCAGUGCGAUCAUCACUGGAUGAUGACACAGAUCAACUGAUAACCAUGCUACUAAGUCUCUCAGGCACAGAUCAUGACGGUUUGGAACUGGACAGUGAUGAUGCAUUCGGAGAGCUAUCAGGAGAUGAUGGUGACGAUGGCGGGACCAGUUCCGCUAAAGGAAGGCUGUCACGAUGCCGGAGUCUCGACAGCUCCUUUGAACACAGUCUCAACUCAUCAGGGACCUUUCACAGGUUGCAAGAUUUAGAAAGAGAACUUGACCGCAUGGAGAACAGGCUACAGGAAUUACCAGAAGACUAAGAGAACAAAAACAACUCAAAAUAUGCAUGAGAUGAUCUUGAAUAUAGUUUGAUAUAGAAGUUGAGUAGAAGUUCUAUAGGUCUGUGAUAUACAUACAGUUUACAAUUUGAGUAUCCCAUAAGAAUUGAGUAGUAAUUUUAGUAAGUUUUGAACAAUUUAGGCAGCUAGCUUGAGAUGAUAUCUAAUUACACAGAAAUUUGAAACACUUGCAGAUAUAGUAGAUGUGUUUGUUGCAUUUCUUGUUCUCAGUUCAGUGGUUGCUUCUUGGAUCUAUUUUGAUUUUCCUUCGCCCAGAGUGUUCAGUUAUGCUGGUAUUACAGUCCAGUCCUCUCACAUUGUCUGCUGAAGAGCAUCUGCAUGAAAACACAGCACCACGCGUGCAUGCAAGAGCCACCAAACACACAGAAUCCGUACGCAAGCGCAUAGCCACCACGUGCAUGCAUUUCCACACUGAUUCAGUAAUACGGAACCAUUGAGGAUAUUUUCCUUGGUCACAUGAUGAUGAUGUCACAUGACAAUAUGGCUGAUGUUGUGAACAGAAAUCGGGAACAGGA
Sycon ciliatum is the source of this 7354-nucleotide messenger RNA. Its product is annotated as serine-rich adhesin for platelets-like. The record is from RefSeq and is a predicted model, not a curated record. Lineage: Eukaryota; Metazoa; Porifera; Calcarea; Leucosolenida; Sycettidae. The coding region runs from base 201 to 6800 and encodes 2199 amino acids. The transcript is spliced from 8 exons.